Molecule: messenger RNA, 204 nt
Organism: Racocetra persica
Lineage: Eukaryota; Fungi; Glomeromycota; Glomeromycetes; Diversisporales; Gigasporaceae
Source: the annotation of a GenBank genome assembly
CAAACACAAAUACAAGUAGACUCAUCUGAUAUGAUUCAAAGUGAUACUGAAGACGAAGUAGUAAAUCUACUCGAAGUUCUGACUGAUUGUAAGACCCAUUGGAAUUCGACUUACUUGGCGUGGAAAAGAAUUUUAUCAUUACACCUGGCUAUACUUAUACUCGUGACUACAUUACGAAAUAAAUCUGAUGCUGUUUCUAAAUGA